UCAAAUCAUGUCAUUGAUUCUAGUGCUGCCACCGGGGGACAAACACAAAAGUCCUAUGGAAUCACUUCCCCGAUAUCUUUGGCUGAGCCGAAGUCCAAUGUAAGUUAAAACCACUUUUCUUAGUUAACACUUGAAUUCUUCUUUGAUGCUUGCACGCCUGCCAGCUUGGUCAAACACAGCUUGUUCUUCCAUAUCUUUGUGCCUAGGAUCGGAGUCAGGUUACUUGGCGUACAGUGUCCUUUUUACACCUAAACCUUACACUGCACUGCAAUCUAAUAAGCGGGUUAUUUUAAACGAAGCUACCAGGUAGUAAACAGUGAUGGACUUUUAUUGUUUAUUAUUGUUCAGUGAAAAUUUAAACGAAUCUUUGGUCAGGUCCGGCCAUAAUCAUCCACAGCCUCAACUACAAACAAAUCCUUAGAUCUGGCACUUAGGAUUGAAUUUUGGUGGUUCAAGUAUUUAUGGUGGAUACACUGUAAUUAAAGAGAUCACAUAAUUAUUAUCACAUAAUAUUAUGUCUUCAGCACCUAAGAGGGUAUUAUCAUUUCUAGUUAAAAAGACAAAAAUGCUGUGAGAUAACCUGGGGCUAGUUAAAAAAACACCCUUUCUUAACAGUUAGCCUGUAAAAAAGACUGUCAUUAAGGCUGGGGACUAGGGAUUUCCCCUGGCUAUUGUGAAUGUGAUCCCUGGCUACGUUCAUAACAAGAUACAGUGUAUCAAAAAUACAACCAAAAGAAAUUCCUAGCUGUUUGAUUUCCUGCCUAUCAUUUUAUUAACCCAACAACUUGAAAUGCAGGUGGUGUUUGCCGACUAAGAGAAAUUUGUCUUUAAUUGACCUUUUAAAUUAGAGUUAACACAACCACAACUGCAAUUACAGUAGUAAAAAUUUUAUUUGUAGAAAGUGAAUUUUUGUUCUUUCAGUGGGCUUGAUAAAAACUUGAAUUCCAGCUUUUCCUUUGGACAAGCAUCCGGCUCUUGCAUUUUGCUUGCCCAGGGCCAUUGCUGGCAGGCUUGUCUCAGUAAAUGAUUUAGUUACAAGGGCAAGUGAGCUUAAAAGUUACUCGCCCAGCAUGAAAAUCGACUUUUGUCUGCAGCCUCCAUAAAAGAUAUUAUUAAUUAUUUACUACAUGUAAAUCUGUUAGUUAGAAUACGUACUGAAAUUGGUGAAUUGAGCAGGUUGUAUUUCUCUGAACAGACCAAUAAAUUGAAAUGUUGUUUAGACAGCAACUUGUAACACCAUUUGUUUCAUGUUAUUUUGGACCAUUAAGAUUCUCAAAAGUAGCCUGCUGCCGGCGAAAACCGCCGCCUACUUGAUUAGUAUCGGCUGGCUAUUCUCCUUACCAUUUCUUUAUGGAUGACCUUUUUUGAAUAAAAUAUCCCUGGACUGGCCGCUUACUUUUGACAACUCUGCCAUCUACUUCAAAACUUUCUGACAACUGUGAUUAUGAGUAUGUUUCGUGUAAAAUAAAUUAAUGUUUCAACAACUCAAAGCCUUGAUUCUAAAAGCUGUUACAAAAUCUCUGGCUUUAGGAUUUUACUAAGCAUUGAUUAUCAAUAAUUUUGUCCAUUCCCACUUGGGCUGUCAAUCUACAUGUAGGUGGUUAUAAAAUUGACCAAGGGUAUCCUGCUUCCCCACCAAUAUGGAUGUUGUAGUUAAUUUUUUAUCUCAGUUAGUUUUUAUUUUUCCUUUGUUUUUGGCUAUGGUAAUGUGUGCUAAUGAAUUUGAAACAAAGGAAAAAUAAAAAUUACCUGUGAUAAAAAUUAACUACCACAGGGACUUUGAGAUCUAACAACAUGACAGCGAGAUGUCAAUUUGCAUUCUUUCAGUCUUUAUCAUGAUUACUGCUACCCACUUACUUUGUAAAAGGUAGGCGAACCCUCUGAGAUCCAAGUUCAGAAAGAGAAAUAAAAUUUCGUCAUUGCUCAUUUACUUUCUCCAUAAAAUGAGAAAUUAGGAAUUUUCAUGUGGCAGUUGUGCAAAAACGGCAAAGAAAUAAUUUACAAAAAAGUGUGCUGCACGUGCAAAGGUGUUGUUUUGCUCAUUAAACCUAUUGUUUUUUUUUUUUUGACGUUCUCGUUACUGUCGCGUCGUUGAAUCUUUAAGUCCCUAAUGUCUCUGGACUCUGGUUUCUUAGUAGAGGUUAGCUUCUUCAGUUGAUACAUGUAGGAGACUGCUUACAGAGGUUAACUGUAGUUAUACCGAAAUAUUAUGCAUACACUGUACAAGAUUUAUUUAUAUUUAUCAUGUGAUGAUAAUUCUCUUAGGACAUUGCACUCACUAAGGCCCUUGAGGAAACUCUCAAACCUUAUGGAGUGUUUGAAAGUGAGGAAGAGCUCCAACACAGGUAAUUAAGCUACUAAAAAUGGUGUACAAUUUUUCAUUUACACCCUCAGGGCAGUUUAUACACUGUAGAUUUGUUUUCUCUCUUUUCUCAACAGGAUGGUUGUUCUUGCAAAACUGAAUACUUUGGUUAAACAAUGGAUCAUAGAUAUAAGUUUGUCAAAGGUAUCUUGGAACUCAUGGAUUUUAUUUGAUGACCAGUUACAAGAUGAAUACAAAAAAUGCAUGUAUAGUAUAUGAAACAACCUGUGUUUUCAUUAUUUUGUGUAGAACAUGCCCGAGUCAGUUGCAAACUUAGUUGGUGGAAAGAUCUUCACAUUUGGUUCUUACAGGCUUGGUGUGCAUACCAAAGGUAAAAUUUAGAAUGAUAAUUUUAUUAUUUACUGCUGUCCGAUGAUACUGUACAUGUAAUCAGAUAUAUACACGUGUAGAACAAAAAUAUUAGUCUAAAUGUCGGGGUACAGGAUGUCAUUACGUAAAGCAGAAUCUUGAUUUUUCAAAUCUCCUGAUACCUGCAAUUCAAACCAAAAGUAAAUUUACUGUUGAAGUGUAAUGUUAUUCUUCAGGAGGCUUGGAAAAUUGUGAUUGUUGUACUUAUUUUAAAUUACAUGUACUUUGUGUAUAAGACUUCAAGAGUUUCAAGGCUCUGCUCCAGGGAAAACGAAGGGGAGCCUAGUGCUCUGAACCUGUAAAAUCUAGGGUGCCCAGCAUAUGAUUUCUGUAAAAAACCUGAGAUUUUCUAGUUGCCCAAGAGCAAAAGUUAGGUGCCAGGGGCCACUGGACUCUGCCAGAGUACAGCCCUGCAUUUAUAAUGUAUUCCCGUCCUUGGAAACAGCAGUUUUGAUCUUAAGAAGGCUCAGAAAUUAUUAGAGUUUUGACAUAAUUCAAGUGGAAUUAUUUUCUACAGAUCUUCAUAAGUAUACUAUGUGAUUGCAUAUGAUUAUUAAUAACACCAUCUUUUAUGAAUUUUAUCCAGGUGCUGAUAUUGACACACUCCUUGUUGCUCCUCGUCAUGUUGAGCGAACUGACUUCUUUGGAACUUUUUAUGAGAUUCUCAAGAACAAUGAGGAUGUAAAGGAAUUAAGGGUAAAUUUUUGCAGUAAAUAUGGGUCACCUUUACUUUCUUAUAAAACCUGAUCAGAGCUUUUUCCUCUAUUUCCCGAGUAGUCAUUUACACAGAGUAGGACGUUUACUGUGUAAAGGUUGCUAUCAAGGGAAGGUGCUUGCUUGAAAGUGGUUGACUGCAUCACACUGUUCCAAAGUUAUUUAUAAUUUAUGGAUCAUUCUGUUGAGAAAAUACAAUUCUUGUGCAGCUAGCUCCUUUCACACUUUUUAUGCUUCCCUGUAUUAUAGUACAAUGCCUCUUUUCAUUUAUUCAUGUUUAGUUCUUUCUUUCCUUUGACUUUUUUUAUAGGCAGUUGAAAAUGCUUUUGUUCCUGUCAUCAAAAUGGUAUUUUGCAAUAUUGAGGUUAGUGACCAUUUUUUCCAUCACCAUAAUUUAUCUUAAAGUAUACGGUCCCUUCAAAGAUAGCCCACAGCGCCAAAAACCUUGUUCUGGGCCCUGUCUGGUGUACCAGCAUUUGAGUACAUUUAUGUCUGCCAUAAUUGGCCUGUUAACAAAGCCAUUUUCAAUUUACCAAUCAGGUUGAAGGGAGCUUCAAGACACAUUUCUGGUGAUUCAUUUAAGCUGUUGGGGCUCAAAAGAAGGGUUGAGGUUACUAACUGAGGAUAGAUUACGUCUUUCAUGCUGGCUACUUCAAUGAGGAUACCCAUUCUCCUUACAAAACAAAAACAUGCCAUUGUAUUUUGUCAUGGGUCAUUCUCCUGGCCUUCAAAGUCUAUCUGAUCCAGUAUAAAUUGUCAUCAUUUUUUGACUCAAUUUUAUAGAUGGACUUGCUGUUUGCCCGACUAGCCCUCCCUGAGGUCCCAGAUGAUCUGAGUCUUCUUGAUGAGGGUCUUUUGAAAAACCUGGACCCAAAGUGUGUUAGAAGUUUAAAUGGUAAGUGUUAUGGAAAAAUAAUUUAUCAUUGAAUAAUGGAGACAGCCUUGACUGCUGUUAGUAUUUUUAGUUGUGGAGGUACAUUGUGCCAUUUUAUCUUUGGUAUGACCAUAAAUGUUUUUGUAUUUUGCAGGUUGUCGUGUCACAGAUGAAAUUCUACACUUAGUACCCAACAUAGAAAACUUUCGACUUACAUUAAGGGCAGUCAAAUUAUGGGCAAAAAGUAGGUUCUCAUUAUUAUUAACUUGUCAGUUUUAUGACUAGAGGAUGUAACUUCUUCCCGGUUAAUAGAAUGCAGGGUUACAAGAGCAGCAACAAGUAAAUUUAUUCCAACUGAGGGUAUUCUUCAUGGCUGUAAAGCUCUCUAGCAACUCUCCACACUGGCUUUUGCAGCUGUAUUGCAAACACAGGCUCUGGCAGCUUGAAUAAACAUGACCUCCAUGACACUUAUACUGAGCUCCUGAAAAAAUACCAGUAGCUAAACUCUUUGGCUCCCUCUUGCCUGCUUAAACUCUUUUUGAGAUAAAAUUCUAUAACCUUUCCAAAUAGUUUAAUAACAUACAUGUAAGCUCUUGUAAGCGGACACCCUUGGGAUGCAAAAAUGGUGUCCGUAACUGCAGCCGGCUGCUUACGAGAAUAAACAAAAAUGCAGAGUUUGUAAUAAUGAGAAUCAAGAAAAACAGGGUUUUGUGAUGGUGUCCACAGGUUUAGCUGCCUGCCUACAAGUGUGUCCAUUAGGAGAGCUUCUACUGUAGUUGCAUCGUUGUAAAUAAUGAAGAAGGUCUUAAAUGAAGAAUAUAUGAGAAACCUUUUAGAUGAUACUUGUACAUUAUGUUAUGCAAGUCCCAAAAAACAGUAAAAUGUCAUUUUCAUGUAAGAGUACAUGUACAUUCUUUUGGAUCAAUAGAUAUGUUGUUAUUGUCACAUAUUAAUAGUAACACAUUUGUAUUUGUGAUCAGAACGUGGAAUCUAUUCCAAUGUUUUGGGUUUCUUGGGUGGUGUGUCAUGGGCCAUGUUAGUGGCUCGUACAUGCCAGCUGUAUCCAAAGGCAGUGGCAGCUACGCUUCUCCAAAAGUUUUUUCUUGUGUUUUCAAAAUGGUAAGUACAAAGUUGUGUUUGAGGAAAUUACUAACAUUUUUUGGUUCCCUUUUAAAGGGUUGGGUAAUGUAAUGUAAUAAAUACAACAAUGUAUGUUAUCACCAGAGAUCGUACACAACCACACAGUAUUAAUUUUGCUGUGGUGUCUCGUGAGACAACGUAAAAAUACAUCAUUGGCACUAAUUGCCAUGAAAAUUCUCUGUUUCUCACAGACCAUUGUCAAAAUCAGCAUGUUAGGUAUCUUCUCAGACAAAAGAUCCCAAAAAGAAACACAUUUAAGUUUUGGCAGAGGAUUUAUUGUGUGCAAUUAUGUCAAACCUGUCUUGAAAGUUCUUCAAAACGCGCAAACAUAUAGUCUGAACAAUGUGGUGUAACACAUAGACAGACUAAAUGAUCAUACUACCUGCUACAGGUAGCUGCAUAGUCAUUGAGGAUAAAUAAUCAUAAUUUUGUAGGCUCUGAAUUUUAGGUAAGACUUUCCAUUGAACAAAAAAGAUUUUGGUUUGAAAUUUCCAAGCAAAGAUCCGGAGACAUUUAAGAAAUUUUCUUCAUAUAGUCUGAGUGGUGUAACACAUAAGGGGAACAAAGGGCACUUUCCAUUGAACAAAAAUUUUGGUUUGAAAUUUCUGAAAUUUCGUGUGCCCAAUGGAACGGUACAUUCUGGUUGCACAAUUUUGUUAUUUUAGGAGCUAAACUGUAAGUGAUCCCUGGAAAAAAAGUUUAUUUUGUUCCUUGGUAAAUAAUUUAUAUGGUGUGUUAAUUUUGGUUGUGUUAACAGGGAGUGGCCAAAUCCUGUUCUCUUGAAAAACAUCCCCAUACCUUCAGAAAAACUGAAUUUUCCAGUCUGGGAUCCUAGGGUAAGCAGGUUUUAAUCAACUGUCAGUUUUAGACUAGCAAACUGUUGUUAAAAUUCGUUUUACAUUGAUGUACAUGUGAAGAUAUCAAUUAGUUGCAUUGUUUAAUUAGGUUAUACAGAUAACAAGAAGGGGGUUAAAAAGUCAGGUUUGGAAAUCAGACAUGAAACAACCUUUCAAGUGCCUGAUAUACCUUCUUAAAUGAUGAUUAUUUUUUUCUCUUGAAGAAAUCUAAAGCUUAAGUUCGUAGAAUUUUAUUGUAAUCACUUCAUAGCCAAUAUCCUAACCUCUUUGAAUGUAGUCAUUAAUAUUAAAAUGACUUUGAGAACACUCCAUCAUGCAUGUUACUGACAAAUAGAAAGAAUUUAUUGAAAAUAAUUAUAAUGACAAAUACUUACUUCCUGACAAAUAAAAAGAAUUUACUCAAACUAAUUAUAAUGUGAGUCAUUGAAGAACUACUCUUUUUUUUUUGACAGAGUAAUCCUUCAGACCGUUAUCACUUGAUGCCCAUCAUAACACCUGCUUAUCCUCAGCAGAACUCAACAUUCAAUGUGUCAUUUUCAACAAGAACUUUAAUGAAAGAAGAAUUUGAUAUUGGUUAGUGAAAAUUAUGUAUUUUGAUAACUCAUGACAGUCAACCUUUUUUCCCAUUUUGUUAGUUGAUUUUAUGACAAGGUCACGACCAUUUCAGUGCAAAGCGGCAAAACCAUGAACACUUAAAAUACUUCAGGAAUGUUUAUUGUGUUAUGGCCAAUCACAGCAAAGAUCAUGACAUGUGAACUACAGUCUCAGCCAAAAUUGUUGGGACACUUCACUGUCUUCUUGCCCUCCCAAUGUUGCUGUGCAAGAUUUGGUCAGUGUAAGUCUGCCAUAUUGCACGCAAAUUAAACAAAAAAUAAAUGCACAAAUGCAUGAGAAAAUACAAGCAAAUUUUCGGAAACUGAGUUUAAAAUUUUACACCUAGACUGUGUGUAUUUGAUAACUUUUUUCUUUGGCUGAAAUUUGUGAACAUUGAACCAAGAUCUCUCACCCUCAAUCCGUACUUUGAACAUCCAUCAUAUUUUGGGGAAAAAUAGAAUGAUCAUUUGUUUCACUUAGUCAGCUACAAAAAUUAGGGUGGAUUCAGUUUCACAUUGUAGAUUGCAGUUUAAUAAUUUGAGCCUCUUUUAAAAUUUUGUGAUGCUCUUUGUUACACGAUUCAAACUACGAUGUAGAAUGAUUCGCUGUGCUUUUUGAAAUGUUUCUGAUGUUUUCAAACAUUUUCAAGGACAGGUGAUGUAUGGUGUGUCAUGUAUUCUUGCUUGUCAUGUAUUUUGCUUGUAAAUCUGCCAUAUUGCAUGCAAUUAACACACACGUAAAUGCUGAAAUUCCCAUGCAAGACUGUUCUGAAAGGAAAAUUGAAGGGAGCCCAGUGCUCUGAACCUGUGAAAUCCAGGGUGCCCAGCAUAUGAUUUGUAUGAAAAAAACAUAUUUUUCUAGUCAACAGAGAGCAAAAGUUGGGCACCACAGGCCACUGGGUUCUGCUAGAGAACAGCCCAGCCCAUGGCCUGCACUGUAGAUAGCAAUGAGAGAAAAGCAAGGUGUUUGUCCAAUACAUGUAAAUAAUUAUUUGAUAGAAAUUCAAAAUAAUAGUUCUCCUAUAUUAAUUUAAUUGUCAAACAAUAAUUUACAGUAUUUUAGGGCUAACGUUCGAUGUUUAUUGGCUUUUGAUAGUUGACAUGGGAGUUUGUCACCAAUCAACUUUCUACCAGUGAAAUUUUAAGUUCAGCUUGCAAAUGUCAAUAUACUCUGACAGUGGUAACUUUUUUUGCAGGCCUUAAAGUUACAAGUGAUGCAUUGAUUGGCAAGUCCAACUGGGAUGCACUUUUUCAACAACCCAACUUCUUUAGCAAAUACAAGUACAUAAUAUUUCCUUGUCUAAUUGUGUGUCUUAAUCUAGCCUCAAGCCCUCCUUCCCUUGGCUUGAAUGAUUUUCAUCAUCUAAAUGUAUAUCUUGUACUUGCUAUUGCAAUAAAGAAUCUCUGCUUUGUUACUGUGGUGUGUUUGAUAAUCUGUUCUUUCCACACAACUAUUUCUGAAUUAAUGGUAAAGAGACACUAUUCCUGUUCUAUGAGUAGGUGUUCUAAAUCUGUAGGGUUUCCUUAGCAACAUUCCCAAAACUGAGUUUUGCUUUCAUUUGCUGUGAACUACAGGCUUUCAGGGCAAAGUUAUAAUGUGCUCUCAGUGGGUUCUUGUCUAAAUCUGUUACAUUUCAAAGUUUCAUUCCUUUCAUAACAUUAUUGUCAUGUUUCCAUUUUCUAACACAUCUUGUGUGUCAAAUUCAUUUACAGCAAGGAGCCCAAAAGUGUGACCUCCUUUAAUUAAAUCACAUUCUUUUAUGCAGACAUUAACCAAUCAGAAGUCGAGGACAGUUUCCAGCUGGCUUCUGAUUGGAUUAAAUCUCUACAAAAGAAUGUGAAUAAAUCAAAAGCGGUCACAUUUUUGGGUUCGUUGCUGUAAACUUCAUGUGUUAUUGUAAGUUUUCAUCAAUGAUAUCUGUCAAUUUGCAUUCAAGAACAAAAUAUUCGAUAUUGUUUCCUGUCUUUCACAGCUGCAGUUUAACAACCCCAAAAAAGCUGUGAAAAACAAAUUUUCUGAAGUGCAUUUGAGUGUGUUGUAUUGUGGAUUGCCAGUUAGAGCUGUAUGCACGCUGGCAGGUCAUUUAUGGCUGGUGAAUUCUGUUCUUCACAUUUCAGACACUAUAUUGUGUUAAGUGCCUUAUCAAACUGUGAAGAGGAUCAUUUAGAAUGGUGAGUUGAGUUGAACUGGUACUUGUUUGUGCAUUUAAGUUUUACAGUGUAGUUUGGUCUACAAACUUGAAACCCAAGAAGCCAGGUGGGAGUAUGUCCAUCAAUAACGAAACAAAAAAUUCAGUACUAGAAGUGUUACAGUGUGACAAUAGGGGCAUUAAUAUUUUAAACCACAGAAAAACUGGGUCUGGACCAGUCAAAAAAGUGGUGUGGUACCAACAACAUUUGUUAAGAGAUACUGGAGUUUUUACAGGGCCAUAGGUGCCUAUAUGACCUUUACUCCACCACUUUGUUUACUAGUUCAGAGCCAGUUUUUCAGUAUUGUUUUAUGAGAUAGAGCAUUGCUGGGAGAAAACCAAUAAUUAACUCCUCAAAUUUUAUUUUUUCUUCCCCAUUCAUAAAAAUUUUCAAAAGUGUUGUAAAUGCAUCCAGGUUCCACUCGUCCCCACCAAAAAUGCAUUUCAGACCCAGUUACCCUAAAAUACUGACCAAAAAUUUCUCACUCUCUCCCCCCCCUCACCCAUCCUGCCCUUCCCCACAAAUUAUCCGUCUUGGGCUAAAAAAUGCGCUUGACCUCAUGCUACUCAUGAUGUUAUAUCUCUAAACCCAAGUCUUUCAAGCAACCAAAAUUAUUCGCAAUUUUCCUCUUACGGUAUCAAUAUAUAACUAAGACAGAAAAGGUUGAUGAUCAACUGAAUAAAAAUGCUUUGAUCUUUAAAGAAAUUCUCUCUAAUAAUUCUUCAAGGAAAUGCACGGAGAUCAGUCAAGAGAAUCUGUACAUUAAAACACGAGAGGAAUAAGUGAACAGUGACUGAGGAGAAGAGUCUGUGACUUAUUAUUGAGUCCCUCUUAAGGGGGAUACGUAUGUCCCAAGUCUAAACUUCAAAACUGGCAAUUUCGCCUUUUGAGGAGGAGGCCAUGUCGCUGUCUGCAUUUCACUAUUGGCCAUUUUGAAGUUGUGUAGGGAACUCGGGCAAGUUUCAAAUUUAAACGAAUCGAUAAACUGACACGACCAUAUAAAAGGUCAUGCUGAGAUUGGUCAUUUGACCAAGUUUGGUGCUCUAAGGUUGAACAGGGAUCAAGUUAUGACUCUUGAAACAUGGUUAAAGAGCCAUACAAACCUCUGUAAUUUUGUGACAGCGUCCCCCAAAACCAUAUUCACGAUUUCUGUGAUAUUUCUAAAAAUGGGCAAACACAUGAUUUUUGAAUUAGUUCCUUCCAAGUAGUAGAUGCAUGACGAGUAUCACAGUUUAAAAGAAAAACUAUCUUUAACCAUGUUUCAAGAGUCAUAACUUGCUCCCUGUUCAACUUUAGGGCACCAAACUUGAUCAAAUGACUAAUCUCAACAUGACCUUUUUUAUGAUGGUGUCAGUUUAUCGAUUAGUUGAAAUUUGAAACUCUCCCCAGUUCCCUACGUAACUCCGAAAUGGCUAAUUGUUUUUGCGCUUUUCUCUGUUGCUGUUGCUGUUUCAACCCAUCUUCAUGUCAUGUGUCGCCAUUUCAUCUGUCCUAUGUCCCUGUUUCAACGCCAUGUCGCUUGUCGAAUUUUACCCUAAACAGGGCCUCAUUGUUAAAACCUUUGGGAAAACACUUGGGGUCAGGUGGCACACCCCCUUUACAUCCCAGGGUGAAAGAAAGUUGAGCUCAGUGUAUUUUUCUUUCAGGAUUGGUUUAGUUGAGUCAAAAAUCAGAAUUCUGGUAUCAAACCUGGAGAACGCUCAAUAUGUCCUGUUGGCUCAUGUUCAACCAAAGUCAUUUCCUGCACUAGUACCUGACAAGUAAGGUUUCUUUCACCGUCUUUGGUUACUUACUUUAACACAGUAAAUAGUAUUGGCUUUUGUGCCUUUACAACAACAACAACAACAACAACAAAUUUAUUUCAAAUUAAACAUAGCUUACAAAGCUUGUGCCCGUAAUUAGCGAAGGCUAUUCGAGGCUGGUACAAGAGAAAAAAGAAAAUUGUAUAACUAUAUAUAUAUGUUAAACGAACAAUCCUAGAAGCAAUCUAGUUUGUCGUGUGGUUUAUAGCCAGAGUGAGACUGGAAGGCAGACUGUAGUUCAUACGGAAGCACACCAUGUUACGAUUUUGAGAAUUGGCCUGUAAUAUCAUAAACUCUAAUAUAGUCGUCCUCUUUUUCCAGUAUUUCAAAGAGUUUUCUCUUUAGUUCCCUUUUGAAUUGAUUUUUUUUAAGUGUUUUGAUAGAAAGUGGAAUACUGUUCCAAAUUAAAGCACCAGAAAUAGAGAAUGCUCGCUUCAUAUUUUCAGUUCUAACUUGUUCAACAUAGUAAUUUUCAUUAGUAACAGAUCUAGUCCGGUAACUGUGGACAGAAGACAGUUUCGUGAACAUAUUCUUAAUGUUAUUAGGAGCGAGAUUAUUAUGGACGUUGUACAUUAAAAGGCUCAUUUGCUCAAAUAGCAAGAACGAUAUCUGCAACUGUUUUGAUUCUCUUUUGAGAUUACAGGGGCCAAAAUGGCAAUUUAAGACUUGAUGCUUAUAAACAACGGUGGUAUAAUUUGAGUCUAUGUAGUUGCUGUGGUCAUUUUGGUCUAUUCCCUGCAUGCAAAUGAGGAAUAAUAAGAGCAUUAUGUGAGCAAGUCCUUCAUGCAAUCAUUUUUCCCAUGACUGCUCACCUUUCAGGCCAGGGAAGGUGAAUUUGUACUUAAACUUUAAUUAACAAUAAUAUUAUUGCCCAAGUGCUCAUUGGAUAUGAGAUGGCAGAUAGCCAAUGAGGUGCGUUGCACCAAGUUUUUUAUAAUCAUCUCAUCCAACAAACGCAAGUGGAUUGAUAAUAUUGUUUUAUUAAAAACACCCACAAAACAUCGAGAAUUCUUCCAGAUUUUGUUUGUACAAACAACCGAUUUUCAGCUUGUUUUUUAAAUUUGAGGAGAUGCGUACAGUUACCAUAUUUGAGAGCAUGGUAUAAUGACUCAUUUACCAGGAUGACUAAGCCAAUCAGUGCUCUAGAAUUGCAUAGUUCAGUGAUUCAGUUUUUAAUAGUAUUGGUUAGCCAAGUUGACAAGAUGAGUCUAUGUUGUCGGCUUUGUUCCUAGAAGAAAGAAAUCUCUUUUCAACUUACACGAGAUGCUCUAAAAGCGUUGACUCAACCUUGCUUGGAGAUAAGAUAAGAAAUGAGGAGGCAAUUAAUUCUUAAGGAGCCUGUGUGUGGGCGUGGAAGCCAUAGGGACCAUACAUGAGGUGUAGGAGAGAAUAAAUGCUAGGUAGCCAGGUGACACAGUAACCAUUGAAUGCCUCUGGUACAUAUAUAUACAAUAGUCAGAAACUUCUUUUAAAACUGGAAAAAGAUAAUGUUACAGUUGGGUAUCUGAACUUGCGCCCAUUCGCUAACCAUUAUUAUCUGGAUAAACCUAAAAAAAAACUAUAAGAUUGCUUAAAUCUUUGUCAUUUUUUUAUGACGCUAAAUUUUAGCAAUGACUAGAAACACCACACCGGGGCCACGCUUCUUCUUCUCAGUUCUUCUUCUUCUUCUUCUUCUUCUUCUGUUGUGGCGUUUCCUUGUGCUCUAUUGUUAGCUGUCAACAACAAAAGAAUACUAAGCUACCAAAAACUAAUACUAAAAAAAUGCAAUAAUUAUGAAUCUAAAGCGAAAAUCUCCAAUGAUGUAGGCAAUUGUAAUUUCAAGAAGUCUUCCACAAUCAAAGGCAAUAUGAGGCAAAGAGACCUUGCAAAUCUAUGACACCAAGGAAACAUCAAUGAAGACAGUAUGAAAAAUAAAAACUCAUUAUAUUUCUCAAACUACUACAAAAAUAAAUAGUCUUGUUCAAUUUGUAGACUAGUAGUUUCCACUGGAAACGAAGCUCUGCAAGCAGAGUGGGUGACAGUCAAGUACAACGCUACCCGUAACACAUCCGUGACACAUAUGUGAUGAAUAUUUGAAGGUUCAGUCAUUGAUAUUUCAAGUAUUUAUCAAAGUGCAACGCGACUUCACAUCUCAACAAUUUAGAAAAUCUAUCAAAGUGAAUCUGCCAUAAAACAUCAGGACUAUUUUACUGUAGAGUUCCAGGAACUGCUUCAAAUAUUCUGAGGAAUGUAUAAACACCUAAAUUCAUGGGAAUUUAAAACCUGAUCAACAUGGCGCAUCAUUUUAAUCAUCCACAUGCUCAUCAAGAGUCUUAUUUGCAUACAAUGAAUCACUUAUCCCCAGUUUCUAUGGUCUCUGCUAGGAACGCCUGGAACCAUAAUGCCCUUUUGUAGACUAAAUAUGGAGAAAAGAAAACAGCUUGCAUUUUACAACUCUUGCUGCUACGCAUCCAGAGUAAUAAAUCCUUUAUUGACGAAUAAUGCAUGUUCAUUCAAGAUGCCUGGAUAUUUGUAUCAUUUGUUCAUAUUUGUGAAGAGAAGUUGAGAAGAGCGUGGCCAAUAUUAUUUCUAGAUUUUUAUCAAGCUUGAAAAAAAAAACUUGACUAUUUAUGUUAUGGUUAGUAACAAUACAUGAACAUCACUUAUCAACUUAACAACCCUUUAAGCCGUAGGAGUGAUCAGCAUCAAAUUUCUCCUUGUAAUAUCAAUGUUUUGUAAAACAGAGUGGUCAUGAGAAUUACGGACAUGAUCGCAAAAGAUGAAUUUGCUUGAUAUCUUAUCAACUUCUCCCCACUACUUCUGUAGGAAAUGAAUAGGGGCAACAAAUGAGAAGUCAUAUUUUGAUCUUAGGGUUUAAAGGGUUAAAUUAUAAUUAAUCCUAAAAUAUCAUUGGUGGAUUUCUUAUCAUUGUGGGAUGCUAUGUCAAGCUUGCCUUCUUUUUAAUGGUGUGUUUUCUAGGGCUGCCCCUACUACCAGGUGGUUUAUUGGGUUACAGUUUGAGAAAAAAGGUAAGGUUAUUACCAGCAUCAAUUAUUAUUUCUUUUAAAAUUAUCAAUACACGAUCAAGAGGAAAAGUUAUGAUAAUUAUUAAAAUAAUCACUAAAGGGAGAAUUCUAUGAUCUUUUGUCAAAAUAUAAUUCUCUCAACCAAUUCUGUAAGUAAAUAUAUGGAGAUUAGUUUGGAGAUGUCUUCUUUCAGGGGCAGUUAUUGCAACAUGGCAACCAGCUUUAAACUUACUUUAUACACACAAUGUUGUUGUUUCAGUAAUUAACAACUUGCAAGUCAGCCGUUCCAUUUUUUGGUCAUGUUUUAAAGUGCUUCAAAGUUACAGAAUUUUUGCUUGUGACUCAUUUUAGUAGAUAAACUGCUCUGAAAGUUUUCUUGCUUGGUUUUGCUUUGUUUUCAAAAAGUAGCAUGUGCAAAAAGAAAAAAAAAUCCACAUUCCCACUUUUAGCAUUCUUGUCAUGCAUCAGAAACAAAUGAAAUCUUUUGUUUCUCAAAACAGUGAAAGUACUGGAGCGGAUUGAAUAGUUGUUCCUUGUUACCUUUGUUCUGGUUACAGUUUUACUUUUAUUGCAUCAUGACGUGCUUUCUGAGAUCGUGCAUUGUUUUAUUAAAAAGUUUCAAAGUCAGUGUUAUAUUACUACAUACUUCAACCUCUUCAUUCAAUUAGCAGUAAUGAGUAUUGUUUGGAGAAACUUGCAUAUUUUUAUUGCUUCUCUUACCUGUGUGCUCAACCUACUUAUGAAAUGACUCCUGGCUUCAUUUUCAUAUUCCACAGAAAAUGUGAAAAUUGAUUUGACUGGAGCAAUUCAGAUGUUUACAAACACUGGUUUGUAUUUUAACAGUGCUAAAACAAUUUUUUGUUGUUUUGUUGUUGUGUUUUAUUUUUUGUUCAAAAGUUACAAACAGCAGUGGUAAACUUUGUUAACUGUCAGGCUGAACAGUUUUUAGAAACCACUUCUUCAGUUUUACCCAUUUGUGCCUUCUUUUGUAUUGGCUGUAUUAUUUCAACCUGCCUUCACUGUUUCACUGGAGUGAAUCACAGGGUCAUAAUUCCAAGCUGUAUCAGCAGAUACCUGGAUUAAGAGUUUCAUAGUCUCAUUUUUAUCUUUUAAUUUUGGCACCCUUUUUCUGCAGUUCAUAUGCAAGCUAACUCGGCGAAAAUGUUUAAGGAGGGAAUGAAAAUAGAGGCCAAACAUGUGAAAAAGUGAGUAAACUAGGGGUGCUUACCAUUUACAUGGAAAAGUCGGAAAUUCCGGUCUACAAGAAAAUUAAAUGGUUCACACGUCGUGGGAAGCCUCAGAAAAUAUGGGCUAUGAUUUGAGGUGAUGCAAGUUUUCUACUCCUUUUAGUCGGUUCAGCUGACCUGAAUAUGUUUUGUAGCAGCUCGUUCUCCCAUCACAUUGCAUUUUAUAGUUUUGUGUUUAUGCACAAGAUUUCCACCCUGGUGGUUUGUUUUACAAAUGGUGAGCACCCCAGAUCAACACUUCAUUUUCUGACUCGAUUUCAAUACAAAUCAUAAUCCCUGAUAUGACCUUUUGUAAUCUAUUGGUCGUUUUGAUUAAUUUUUCAUAACAUUACCUUAUUUGUUGUAGGUUUUAAUUUUUGCGCCUUUUUUGUGGCUUAUCAUGGCUUCACUUAAAGCCAAAAGAAAGUUGUGGGAGAAAUGAAAGUUUCUUUCCCAUUUUUGGUAGGCAUUAAUGGCCAAUCGUCAUCAAAAUUGUAUCCCAGAGAAUGGGGACAAGUUUACCUCUUUUGGCGUCACAAAUCUUUUGUCUGCAAUCUUUUGUUUGCCAUGAUAGCACGUGUAAAUUGCAAUUGACUAUACUUAUAUCGGUGUUGUUUACGUGUUUUGUUUUGUUUUGUUUUGUUUUCGUACAGAAAGCAGCUCAGUGAGUAUUUACCAGCAAGUGUUCUUAAGCAGAAAAAGAGGAGCUCUGCCACAACAUCAGAAGGCAAAAAGGAGGUGCAUAACAUUUCUUUUACUUUAUGCUUCUGCUGUAUCUGUCAGUAAAACGAGAAGGGCGUAUAUUUUGUCCAUGGUGUAGGUUUUAUCUUCUUUAUUGCCUAAACAGGGUAAGUGGCCCUCCAGUUCCUGAAAACGGGCCAAGUGCCUCUCCUUAGGAGGUUAGACAAUACGCUUAACAUGACUUCGAGGCUUUCUGGUCAUUUUUCUAUAUCUGGUUUGGUUUUCUUUGUGCUCAAGUUUCUAUGGGAAUUGUGAGACAAUGGAGUCGUGAAAAAGUUGCAGUUUGUUGACGCUAAAGCCUUGGAGUCAUGUUAGAAUUGUAAAUAAUCGAACUUGGGCUUUUAGAUAAAACUUGAUUGCUUGGGCAACGAAGAAUAGUCUUUGUUUGACUCCUACUAUCCUGUUCCAGGCGUUCAGAUUGUGGGGACGGUGCAAAGAGAUGUCAGCAGGAAAAACAGCGAGGGGGUGGGGUAGGGAAUUAGCCCUUUUUUCUGUCGCUCUCUGACUUCGCGCCACACUCCACUGCCAGAACGUCUGAAAAAGGCUAGACUCGUACAAAUUGUUCAGAAAAGUUAAAAAUUAAUGAAUGAGAAAUUUUAUUUAGAUCUUAGGAGGUGGCGGUUAGGUUUAGAUAUUUGAGUAUUGUUUUUCUUUCUAAUGCUUUGGUCUUUCUGGAAUUAAUUAGAGUACUGUUGGAGUAACAGCUAAAUCGGAUGGUGGUAAAGCAGAUGUGUCGCUUGAUUCAACACUUAAUGCCAGCGAUUUGAGCCUGGAUACCACUACAGAAAUCAUUGAUGGUGCUGAUUCGACAAGCGGAAACGAAAACAAUGAACAAACAGGUAAAGCAACCGUCUCCUACUGGGAGCUAUGUUAGAAACAAGGUGGGAACUGGAGCCGAAAUGCGUCCCGCAAUUGUUUCUGGGAUUGUUACUGGCGACGUGCCAGUCAGCUAUUGGCCAAUUUUUUUUUGCCUGUCCGCCGUAACAGUCCCAGAAGUCUUUGCGGAAGUUAACUCGGUCCAGACUCCCUCUCGUUUCCAUAGUGGCGAAUGGAAGCCACGUGACAUGUCAACAUUCCCUUUCUAUAUUACCGUGUUUUCUCUUGAAGCCCGGCGUCAAAUCGCGAAAAAAUAACUCUAACUUUAGUAAAAAUCGUCGAUAUUAUAUAGUUAAGAUCACAAACCUAUCAAAUCAUUAAAUUCGCUUCACACCACUUGACAGAUAUCCAUUUAUCCCUCAGUGCACUAGAGUAAGCCUUUGCGUCUGGAGCAUUCAAAAAUUUCCGCCGUUCAAAUGAGAAGGCAUUCUUGAUCUUUUAUAACUUCGUGUUCUUUCGUAGCAGUUGUCAGUAGUUCAGAUGAUAAAAAAGUGCCGCCUGUGGUGCCUGCCUUUACAGCCCCCGUGUCAACAGUUGGUGAAGUGACGUCAUCAGAUACAACUGCAGUUCCUGCUGAGCCGUCAGCGGUUUCACAGGACAGGGUAUGCGCUUUAAAAAUGACUUGUAACUUUGAGCUAUGUUUUUAUGGUUGCAAUUUUUUUUCCUUUUCUUUGUAACUUCUCCCUUUUUUUCAGCCUACUGGAUUGAAGCGACCUAGUUCUCCUAAAGAAUCCGAAAAAGAGAGCAAGAAACCUCGAUUGGAUAACGCCGAAAACUCGGUUUGUUGUUAUUAAUAUUGUCAAUUCUCGUGUUUUCUCCUCCCCAAAGAUCGGGUAACUUGACACAGAUAGGUUGAUUGUGCUUUUACUAAGAUUCAUUUCCCAACUUAUUGUGGCUGAACAGUCUUUGAAGCAGUCAAUCGCUGUUGAGAAUGCCUUGUCCAUUCAUAGUACGAGCUGCUGAUAAUUAAAAUAGUCAAUCAUAUCUCAAAUCUCAAAGCAAAUGCGUGUGACCGGCACCCAGCGCUGGAAAUUUCUGUGGACAACUCGCUGUUGAGAGUACCUUGGCCAAUAAUAACAAGAGCUGGUCAUUAAACUAACCAAUCACAUCUCAAAGCAAAUGCCUGUGACUAGCGCCAAGUGCGGUAAAACUGCUGUGAGCAACUCACUGUUGGUCCUAAGUGUUUAUUUUUGAUUUGAAUGAUGAAUGAUUUGUGAAUGUGAACAUAAUCUUCCCAGUAGAAUGAAAAACCUAAGUUGCUGAAAAAGAACCUGAGCGUUACGUCCAGUUAUCGCAAAGGUCAGGGUUCGGUUCUCGGUCAAGCCUGAAUUUUUUCAGGCUUUUAGUCACCCGCUUAGGUUAUUCACUGCUGCGAAGAUAAUUUUCACUUUCAUUUCUUGAUCCGUAGUUCAAAAAUAUGAUUCUUUUCACAUAUUCCAAUUAAGGAUUAUUUUGUUCCGUUACUUGAAGGCGGUCAGUUCUGUUGAUUCGAUUAACGGUGAAAAUGCAAGGAAGCGGCCUAACUCUGCUGACGGUGACGGUCCACAGAAAAGGAUAAAGUUGGAGCCAAACAAGGCGAGUUUAAUUCUUUGUGUAGAAUUUGUCAGAAUGGCUAGGUGGGAGAAAAAGAAAAGCUUGCUCUCACUCAUAAAACCGUUUGCUCUAACCUGGACGAGAAGCAGAUCUGUUAGAAAGGGUGACAAUGAAAGAUGGAGAAGCAUCAGUAACAGUAAAAUUUGACCUUGGAUAUUCCAGAGAGCAUCUCACGACAGAAAAAGGUUCCGAAGCGAAGUCUAACCUGACCAAAAGACCUUCGAACUUUGAUCCAUCGUUACUUUUACCCUCGUAGCUCUCACCAAGGAAACGAAAAAGCGUGGUACAUGAAUACGAGAACGCUUCAAAUUCCCACAAAUUACAGAAGUCUUGUCUGUUGAUAUGCCGUUAAUCAUCUGAUCUUUCCCAGGACACUUCAAACGAAGAGGAAGAAGAAAAAGAAGAUGGAAUGACCGAGGAAGAAUUUAAAGAAACUGAAGUGUAUAAAUUGCUUAUGAACGACAUUGAUAUUAAAUUUGGGACGAUGGUAAACUUUUUAUUGCCCCACCCUCCCCCCACCCCUCCCCUUCCAUGUUCUGGCCUUGAAACUUACAUAAGAUGUUAAGAUGUCUCUCCUCUAGUGAGUGAUUUAGAGUAGCAGAGAGAGAGACUAUCAUGGGUAGACUUGUUGAAAGAUUGUGGCGUUGCUAUUUCUGGUAUUGGUUCUUGUUCUUUUGGCUAGUUACAUAUUUGAUUAACAAAAACAGUGUUUGUAAACAGUCUCCUACUUGAUGCGUUCCAUUACCCUGUUACCUUUCUUUAUUAGUCUUCAGGUGAAUCGUCAAGUACAGAAGGUGUAGUGGAUGGAAACACAAGCAAACCGACCGAGGUAAGUGAUCUGAACAUCCAAUAA
Messenger RNA from Porites lobata, 19195 nucleotides. The record is from the annotation of a GenBank genome assembly. NCBI's taxonomy places the organism in Eukaryota, Metazoa, Cnidaria, Anthozoa, Scleractinia, Poritidae.